Molecule: messenger RNA, 1815 nt
Organism: Paraphaeosphaeria sporulosa
Lineage: Eukaryota; Fungi; Ascomycota; Dothideomycetes; Pleosporales; Didymosphaeriaceae
Exons: 1
Coding region: 1-1815 (604 amino acids)
Source: RefSeq, a predicted model, not a curated record
AUGAUCUCCGCCAACUUCCGUGACAUUCAACACCGAUUCUACGACAACCCUGGCUGGGCUCCUCAGCGCCGCGAGCUGGAGCUGGUCGCAACCCUUACUGAACGUCGUAUUGACAUGGGUAGUAAGAGUCCUGCGGACCACUUCUACCAGCUUUACUACGCACAACACAACAACGUACAAGAGAUGCGACAAGCUCUGAUCACUCCUUCAGAUGAUCCAUUCGUAUUUCGCUCCAUUCUAGACGAGUUCGUCUUCACCGAGAAUAGCAUCGUAGAAGCCUGGAACAUGUCCCGUUUAGGCGGUGUCACUGCACGCAUCCCUGAGGCCGACAUCCCCAACGACAUCAAGAACUUUCCUCUUCGAAGCGCAGCGGACGAUCUCCUCAGCCAUGAAGGUCGCGCGUGGAUUCCGCCAAAUUUACCGCUUCAUCGUCGCACCUUUGGAAACGGGCCAUCCAUUCCCUUAUCCAGCGCUCCUCUCGACCAGUUCAUGCGCCCAGAGCCCACAAUGGCUCCACAUACGGCACCUGCUCCCAAGCUCAGCGGUGCAGAGCUCAAGCAUCAUGAAAAAGAAAAGCCCUUGCCAAAUCCCCUUACGAUCGCAGCACGCAUUGCUGGAAAAAUGGCGUUUGCUGCAAACAAAGCGCAGAUUGGAAGCCAUAAUUUGAUCAUGAACAAUGCUCCAGCCGGCCUUCAUACUUCCACGCAGAACCAAGUUCGGAUCGCGCCCCUUUUUAACCCUACGGCUGCAGUAAUGACCCCAACUGCAAGCAAGGCGCCGGUUGGCAGCCAUCAUUGGAGUACAGGCAAUGCUUCAGCUGCUUCUAAGGAUCAUCCGCCGCACCAGGCACAGGUCGCACCCCCGGUUCCCGCUAAGCGCACGAAUGCCUUUGUUAGGAAGGGCUCCCUUGUACGCAAUCUACUACCUGUUCAAAAGGCCAGCCGUCAAAAGACGGGCCCACGCAAGACGAGCUCACGCACGACGAGCCCUCGAAAGGCGAUCGAGUUGGAUCCCGAGUCCAGCAGCGACGAGGACCGCUCGUUCCAGGGCUCCAAACGGGCCAUUGCUCAGGGUCGCAAGAAUGCCCGUGAUGGCAUUGUUCGUCGCUCUGGUCGUGCUCGAAAGCUCGUUUACGGUUCGCUAGAUGAGGAAACCUUGAACGGCAAUGGAGUUGAUGUUAAUGAUAAAAUUAACACUAGUGAGAAGAUUUCCGAGAUGGCCGGAAUCGAGAUGGUGUACUCGGAUUCCGAUAAUCGAAGCGAGACUAGCGCAGGCCAUGUCGAUACCAUGGAUGGAGAGGGAAAGACUAUUAAUGGCAAUAUUCCACGGACUGAGCAAGAUCUUGAUGCUGUCGUUGACAAGGCUCGACAAAAAUCGGAAGACUGUGAGGAGUCUGAUAAGGACCUAUCAGACGUCCCAGACGACCUGUCAGAUAUGGAGCUUGGAAAUAUGGGUUGCGGCUACAUUCGCAACAGUGAGGAUGAUCAACAAGCUGCGGGCGAUGCGGCUUCCGCUUCGUUCGGCUCUCCAGAGGUGUCGCAUGUCUCAGCCCUAUCGAACGAUACAGACGAGCCCGACGAUCAUCACGAAGUCGACGUGACCCAGUCUGACGGCGAGGACUCUGAGGAUGAGCAUCCGGAAGACGAGAGCUCUGCUGACGAGUAUGUGCAUCAUGCCGCCGCCGAUGAGAACGCUUGUGUAGAGGACAUAUACGACUUUUCGUGGAUCGAUCACUCCGACGUGCCUACUAAUGAGCCAGACAACGAUUCUACCAGCGACUACGAGCCCGCCCCGAAGAAGCGUCGUCAUCAUUGA